AUGUUGACAUGACGGUCAAGUUCAAGCAACUUACUGCUAAUAUGACCGACGAGGUCUGGGAUGACGCCGCGCCGCGCGCUUUUGACGCGCGACCAACCGGUUUGAAGGCGCUGGUGAUGGGAGAGAUCGAUUCGUCUUUGCGUCUGCUGCAUGCCGCGACCUGCGAGCUGCUUGAGGCUGAGAACCACGACGAACUGGAACAGGCUAUGACACGCGUGCUGGGAUGGAUACGCCGGCAGAUCUCGACGUCGCCACUGCGUGUUGAGGCGCCAGCAGAACUGCCAGUGGUGACGGAAUUAUCUCAAAUCUUUCUGCAGUGGCACAAACUGCAGCAGACGAUGAAGACGCCAAUGAACUCGCGGCUCUGGAUGCUCUGGGUGGAACUGGGCUGCACUCUGGCUGUGCUGCAUUGCUGUGAGGAAGAGAAGAAGGUGGAGAGCUUUGCGCAAUUGGUGGCGACAUCACAAGCACCUAGUGACUUUCCGACGUCAAGUGCGCACUGUGACAGCGAGAAUCAAUUGUCUUUUAGUUGCGAGCUGUGGAAUGCGGUGCUGGUCAGGCCGCUGUAUGGAGCUUCCGCGAGUGUAAUUAGUGGCGCGGUGCCGAGAUUGGUGGAGAUUUUCCUACAUUGGAUGUCGACUGCGAUGCGUGGGUAUGAACUCGUGUUCAUUGCCAAUGUAGCUACACCGCUUCGGGGGUAUCUUCAAACUUCGACGAACAAUUUACUAUUGGUGGAUGCGUGGUUAAAGUUUGCAGUUUUCAACUUGGGGGCUGAGAAGAUUAAAGAGAACGCUGCAAGUGUAGCACUGACAGCGUUAGUUUUGAGUGCAUUGACGUCGACUAGAAGAAGCCGUGAAGCGACGAAGUAUCUGGAGACGAUGAGUGCUGCGACUGUCGAUCAGUUGGCACGUGGAGGAUUCCUGCAGCCAUAUAACCCCGUUACCAUUGUUGCGUUUGCGCUUGGCGUCGCAUGUCUCGACGACGCGAGAACGUCGACCGCUGUCCAGUUGCAAUCGGGGAAUGCGACGCUGCUCUGCCAGUUCGUGGUCAUGCGACUUGUCAACUUGCAGCUUCUCUCUUCACGCUUAAAGCCAUACGAUGAUGCUGCCUUGUUGGGGUAUAAAAGGCAAGUUCAGCAGAGAUUGAAGACUUUGGUUCUUGAGCCGUCAAGCGCUGUCCUACAAGAAUUCUCGUUACGAAUGACGGAAGUCUGUAUCGAGGAGAUGGUCGGGUUUUUCCAGUCUUCACGCGAGACGUACCUCUCUCUAAUGGAGACUGUGCAAACUGUGCUUCCGUCAGAUCUCUUCCGUGCGAACGUUUUAAACCAGCUCAAGUUCUCUGCUAAUUCAUCAGCCCACGAUGACAGUCUACUCGCUUCUGCAUCGGAUAUAGUGGCGUACAUCAAACAGUUCUACAGUGUCGUAGCUCCACUGGUAGAAGUGCAAUCUACAAGCCAUCUCGCGCGAUCCUUCCUCGCCCUCUCUCGGAUUGAGUUCGCACGCGAAGUCUGUGCAUCGUCCACUGCCGAUUCGUCCAUGCAGUCAGUGACACAGCAAUUGGAAGUGAAGCUGGAGCAAACGACACCUCCUGACUCGAUUUUCGCGCCGAUCUUGCGUUCUCUCGCAAUGCAUUUGACCGCUACGACCAGCUUAAUCCCUCCUGAGAUGGAUAUUGUAGCUGGAUGCCAGACGCUGGCGGUUGGUCUUGUGAUUCAACGCAAGCUCCGCAUUCUAUUGUUCCAAUGUGCACCUCUGAUCGACAAUGCACUUGCUGUGGUCUUCUCAGGUCUCUACAACGUCUUCGAACCGGUGGAUGCAUUUGCUCAUCGGUUUCUUGGUGUGUGUCUGUCACAUCUCGGUCAGUUCACUCCGCUCUUCACGGUUUUCCCGCAUUAUUUACAAGUCACGCUGGCUGCGUAUCCAGCUAAUGCAUCGCCUCAAGAUCUGACCAAGGCGUGCGGUAACAUUUUUGGUUCACUAUUUUACUCUGAAGCUCUCACGAUGAAGUUGGGGCAGGAUAGCGAGAUCAUUGAGACAACCCAGCGAAUGGUACUGUGGGCGAUCCGAAAAUGCUGUGAACGUAGUACUGAGCUACUUGACCAAGAAGACACGGCAAAGGAAGCUACUGCUGUUACGAGGGAGACCGAUGGCUUGUAUCUUGCUGGAUUGGUGUUUGAACUCAUGAAGAUGACGCCGUUGAGUGUCUUGAAGGCUUGUGCGAUGGAAAUCGAACAGCUCCUUCUACAUUGGAAGAGCAAUCCUAGUGUACUGCGUCGGCUGAAGAGUGCACUUUUUGCCAGGAUCUCACAGAACUGCGAGGCUGAAAAGCGUGCGUGGCUUGCUGCUUGGUACAUCGAAGUUGACCAGCAGUACCCAGCCGAGACUACUGCCCAGUCCGUGGCGACAUCUCGCCUGUAACUUCAUUCCAGGCACCUAAUGUGAAUUUCAACUUUCGCUUAAUGCUAUUUUUUUCAGUUAUUUCGACGCGGACAAUUGCCUACAUCCAGAUAAAUCUUGCUCCAGUACGCAAAACUUGAGAUUCUCAGAGUUUAUAGACGCUUGUCGCCGUCCCACUUGUAAAAUCCCUCGCCCGUCUUGCGUCC
Molecule: messenger RNA, 2602 nt
Organism: Phytophthora nicotianae INRA-310
Lineage: Eukaryota; Oomycota; Peronosporomycetes; Peronosporales; Peronosporaceae
Exons: 1
Coding region: 9-2417 (802 amino acids)
Source: RefSeq, a predicted model, not a curated record